This is a messenger RNA of Daphnia pulicaria, 597 nucleotides long. RefSeq lists its product as uncharacterized. The record is from RefSeq and is a predicted model, not a curated record. The coding region runs from base 85 to 507 and encodes 140 amino acids. NCBI's taxonomy places the organism in Eukaryota, Metazoa, Arthropoda, Branchiopoda, Diplostraca, Daphniidae. The transcript is spliced from 3 exons.
AAGAUCAGGACAAUGUGACGUUUUGUUCGUUGACGCAAGUGAAAAAUUAGGCCUACACUAUUUCUGACUUGUGUUGCGAGUGUUAUGACUUGUCUUUGCUGCCUGAUCGCCACGUUCCUGCUAACCUUGCUGCUUGACGAAGAUCGCUACGUGGUAGUGCCUAAAGUUUCCAAGAUGCAGGAUGCACAGACACCCUUGAGAGUUGAGAAACAAGGUGAUGAGAAUGAAGAAGAAUCUUUUGAAUCUGUUCCACACUUGCCCAACACUUUGUCGAAAGUUGUCACGCAAUCCGUCGGGCCGCGCGUAGCAGCCAAUUCUGGCGGUAAUCCCCUAGGUGUCGUUCGUGGAGCUGGGCGAGGUAUUUUAGCAGGAGCAUCACCGCUGAAAUUGAUUUCGAAACGCACCAUCCCAUGCAGGACCACCAAGGCACCAACGCAAGAAAGUGCACCACCAACACCCGCUGAAAGUGGCCGUGGCCGCGGAUUACUCUUUAAAAAUGAUGAUUAAAUUCUAUUGAUUUCGUAAUUGUAAUCAUUAUAUCCUUGCACGGAAAAAAAGAAAAAAAUCUCUUCGUUUUCUUAACAGAUAAGAGAUAAC